ACAUCAGAACUGGAGUAAAAUCUGAUAUCCCUGGAGGAGCAUCCUACCUUUAAGCAGCCUUUGAAGGGGCAGGAGGUCCUGGGAAAGCUCUGCAGCACUGAGGAUUGUUGGGACUUCUGUUUGUUCUGAGAGCUGCACAUACAAGGGGCUUGCUAGAAGCAUGGACCUCAGUGAAAAGUGGGCUUUGGAGGAAGGAAACUGGUUGUCGCCUGGUGGAAUUCAUCAUUUUCCCAGCACAAGGGCAGACAGUGAGUUUGUGGACGCCUCCCCCGAGUCUUACAGCCCGGAGGAGUUAGCACCCGCUCCUGUCUCUUACAGCCCCAGCAGUCCUGUGCAAAUUCUAGAAGAUACCAGCUACUUUUUUUCGGACUUUCAGCUCUACUCUGGGAGGCAUGAAGCAUCUGCUUUGAAGGUGGAGGCAAACAGUAGCAUCAGGGAAAAAGUUGAGGAUCCUCUUUGUAACUUCCACUCCCCAAACUUCCUGAGGAUCUCAGAGGUGGAAAUGAGAGGUUCCGAGGAUGCGGCAGCUGGAACAGUAUUACAGCGGCUGAUCCAGGAGCAACUGCGGUAUGGCACCCCCACCGAGAACAUGAACUUGCUAGCCAUUCAGCACCAGGCCACAGGGAGUGCAGGACCAGCUCACCCUACAAACAACUUUUCUUCCACGGAAAACCUCCCUCAAGAAGACCCACAAAUGGUCUACCAGUCAGCACGCCAAGAACCGCAGGGUCAAGAACACCAGGUGGACAAUACGGUGAUGGAGAAACAGGUCCGGUCCACACAGCCUCAGCAGAACAAUGAGGAACUGCCCACUUACGAGGAGGCCAAAGCCCAGUCACAGUUCUUCAGGGGGCAACAGCAGCAGCAGCAACAGCAGCAGCAGCAGGGGCCAGUGAGCCACGGUUACUACAUGGCUGGGGGCACCAGUCAGAAGUCCCGCACUGAGGGGAGGCCCACGGUGAACCGUGCCAACAGUGGACAGGCUCAUAAGGACGAGGCGCUGAAAGAACUGAAGCAGGGCCAUGUCCGCUCUCUGAGUGAGAGAAUCAUGCAGCUGUCGUUGGAGAGGAAUGGUGCUAAGCAACACCUCCCCAGCUCAGGGAAUGGAAAGGGGUUCAAAGCAGGAGGUGGGCCCUCUCCCGCCCAGCCUGCUGCGAAAGUGCUAGACCCUCGCGGUCCUCCACCUGAGUAUCCCUUCAAGACCAAGCAAAUGAUGUCCCCAGUCAGCAAGAACCAGGAUCACGGACUUUUCUACAGUGACCAGCACCCUGGGAUGCUCCACGAGAUGGUCAAGCCUUACCCUGCUCCUCAGCCUGCUAGAACAGAAGUGGCCGUGCUGAGGUACCAGCCACCCCCAGAGUAUGGGGUUACCAGCCGCCCAUGCCAACUUCCGUUCCCGUCGACCGUGCAACAGCACAGCCCCAUGUCCUCUCAGACCUCCUCCGUCAGUGGGCCACUGCACUCUGUCUCCUUGCCACUUCCACUUCCGAUGACCUUGGCRGCUCCACAGCCCCCGCCUUCCGCCUCCCCCAGCCAGCAACUUGGUCCAGAUGCGUUUGCGAUUGUGGAGCGCGCCCAGCAAAUGGUGGAGAUACUAACYGAAGAGAACCGAGUGCUUCACCAGGAGCUUCAGGGUUACUAUGACAAUGCCGACAAGCUCCACAAGUUUGAAAAAGAACUCCAGAGAAUUUCAGAAGCCUACGAGAGUCUGGUGAAGUCCACUACCAAGCGAGAGUCGUUGGACAAGGCCAUGAGAAAUAAACUGGAAGGCGAGAUCAGAAGACUUCACGAUUUCAACAGAGACCUCCGAGAUCGACUGGAGACAGCCAACAGGCAGCUGUCUAGCAGGGAGUAUGAAGGACAUGAAGACAAAGCUACUGAGGGGCAUUAUGCUUCCCAGAACAAAGAGUUCUUAAAGGAAAAGGAGAAGUUAGAGAUGGAGUUAGCAGCUGUGCGCACUGCGAGUGAGGACCAUCGGAGACACAUUGAGAUCUUGGACCAGGCUUUGAGCAAUGCUCAGGCCAGAGUCAUCAAGCUGGAAGAGGAGCUUCGAGAGAAGCAAGCGUAUGUGGAGAAAGUUGAGAAGCUGCAGCAGGCCCUGACCCAGCUGCAAUCCGCGUGUGAGAAGCGAGAGCAGAUGGAGCGCAGGCUGCGGACCUGGCUGGAGAGAGAGCUGGAUGCACUGAGGACCCAGCAGAAACAUGGAAAUGGCCAGCCAGCCAGCAUGCCAGAAUACAAUGCUCCGGCCCUCAUGGAACUCGUGCGGGAGAAGGAGGAGCGGAUCCUGGCCCUGGAGGCUGACAUGACCAAGUGGGAGCAGAAGUACCUGGAGGAGAGCACCAUCCGUCACUUUGCCAUGAGUGCUGCAGCCACUGCUGCAGCUGAGAGGGACACCACCAUCAUCAACCACUCAAGGAAUGGCAGCUAUGGCGAGAGCUCACUGGAGGCCCACAUCUGGCAGGAGGAGGAGGAAGUGGUGCAGGCCAACAGGAGGUGUCAGGACAUGGAGUACACUAUUAAGAAUCUCCAUGCCAAAAUCAUUGAGAAGGAUGCCAUGAUUAAAGUCCUUCAGCAGCGAUCCCGUAAGGAUGCUGGGAAGACUGACUCCUCCAGCCUUCGGCCAGCCCGCUCUGUCCCGUCCAUCGCGGCGGCCUCUGGGGCACACUCCCGCCAGACCUCACUUACCAGCAACCAGCUGGCCGAAGAGAAGAAGGAAGAGAAGACCUGGAAAGGCAGCAUAGGGUUGCUGCUGGGGAAAGAGCACCAUGAGCAUGCUUCUGCCCCUCUGCUGCCAACUCCACCGGCCUCUGUACUGUCCCCUGCGGCAUCUGUAACGUCAGCCAGCAGUGCCCACGUGAAGACAGGCAGCAAGGACAGCAGCACCCAGACUGACAAGAGCACUGAACUCUUGUGGCCCAACAUGGCCUCGCUCCCCAACCGCGGCAGGCUGAGCACCACCCCCUCCAACAGCCCCGUCCUGAAACACCCAGCCGCCAAAGGGACUACAGAGAAAACAGAGAACUCUCCUGGCCACGGGAAGUCACCGGAGCACAGAGGCCGCGUGAGCAGCUUGYUGCACAAGCCCGAGUUCCCUGAUGGAGAGAUGAUGGAAGUUCUCAUCUAACUCUGUCAUCCCUGCUGAAUGUCAUUAUGGAACACUGACAAAUAAGGAGCGUGGCAGAGGAAAAGAAAGAUCGGGAAGGUUGCAGAUGGGAAGCCAGGAAUGAUAUGAACUGAUAAGAUUUCAGAUUAAUAAGAACACUUUUUAUAGUUGUUAAAAACAAGAGACCUACGUGACUACAGAGAGAAGAGAGAGCUAUGUAUUUUUAGUGCAUAUAGCAGAAGGGAGAAGAUGCAUGUAGGUUUGGAAACAAAGUUAAGAAGAAAUAGGAAAUGGAAUUUUUUAUUGUAUAGAAAUUGUACCUCCUGGGAAGGCUCUGUGUAUACCCCGUUCUCUGGUUAUAAAUAGAUAAACCUAAACAUGGGCCUUCCUUGGAAUAUCCCCAUUCUCCUUGCCUCUUAGCAUGUUUGGCUUAAGAAGAACCUUCUAGAAAUCUCUAGAGCCCAUCUUGAUAUAAUGUAGCCCGCCUUACCAUUGUGGGGUGUCCCCUGAGUGUGUGGAGGAUUGGCAGCAAGAAGAAAUGUCCAGGAUCAUGGAGAAUUUCAAAGGUGGGCUUCACCUAAUUACCUCUUGGGUUUGAAUUUUCAGGAGAUUUAUGGGCUUCUUAGGUUUUCUGGAUUCAGCAGUGUUUUCUAAACAGGAUGGGAGCAUUAUGAUCUUGGUCUUUAUUUUCCUUCACUUCUCUUGAGUUUCUCUGCUUUACUUGCUUUCAUUUUACUUUUUCAUUGUUCCAUCGUUUGUUUGUUUUUUUUUUUUUUAAAGAUGUGGCAGCCUUCCUUAGGUGUGGGACUUAGGACAGCAGCAUCUGACUGUCUUCCUUCUUGCUAUGUGUAAUAAUGGCCAGUAGGAUAAGCCACCUGCUGGCUUCCUCCACCUUUGCACAGUGGGCUGCAGCUGUAAAUCUCAUGCUGACUGUCCACUUUGACGGGACAGAGGGUUCCGUAGGUCACUGUGAGAUCUYGCAUCAAGAUCACGGCAACUGGCUUUUUUUGUCUCACGUCAUCUUUCUUGCAAGGAACCUGACAUAUCCCAUUUUUCUGCUAGGGUAAGACUUUCAGGAUAGCUCUGCAGGAAAUGGAUGACAGUUUACAAACAGUCGUCUCAGUGGCAUGGGGAAUCUUUGCCAGGCACCCCUGUUCCACUUCCUUAUAUCUGGGGCUCACAAGCAUGUUCAUCACUCUCCCCUGCCCUGCACACUCCUCUGCCUGCUGUUGCGGAGCCUACAGACUUCUCUGCCUCCGCUUCUGCCAUGAACUUGCUUUGUAAUCUGUCAGGCCAGUAUGUAUACARUGUGGUCAGGUUUUUCAAGAUUUCAAUUGUGUGAUAGUGUAUCCAGAGUGAGACAGAAAUGCCAUGGGACAAGAGCCAGGAGUGAGUGAGGAAGUGGGCCUCUUGCACCCCUGCUGUGAUGUUCACGAAGAAGCUGCCCUUCCAAAUCCAGGAGAUGCUGGCUUAGACAAGAGGGGAAGCUCAUCCARUGUCAGCUGCUCUUGCAGGGUCCUGAAUCUUUCUCCCAGGUCAGCUGGAUCCAUGCUUUCCCAGGCCCCUUUCCUCAUGCUUACUUUGGAGAAGGGGAUGGAGGAGUGGGAGGGAACAAGCCCUAGGUUUAAGACUUUGGUACCUCCUAAAUGAGCACUGAAGACAAUACUACUCAGGAAACUUAGCUUGGGUAGCUUAUUUUAGGACUGAUGAUCACAGUGUAACCUGGGCAGAGUUAGAGCAUCCCCACAUUGAGGUAAUAGAAAGAAGACAAGAGGUGUGAGCCAGAAAGGGGAGGGAGGAAACACAUGGCUUGGCCAGAAGGCCUCUGAUCUGUCUAACAUGACAGAGUGAUUGGGAACUAAUGCUCCGAGCCCUGCUGUGGGGUUUGUGCUACCUGCUUCUCCURUAGUCUCACAUGGAGCAUGAGAGCAUCUACUGUACAGAAUGGGAAAGUGAGGCAGCUCUGAGACGUGAGUUGGCUCCAUGCCCUGGUAUAUGGGAGAGUCYUCCUCAGUGGGGAAAGGGUUAAGUAUGGCUAGGGUGGGGAUGGGGCAGGGGGAUCCCACCAGUCUCUGUUCCCUGUCAGUUUUUCACAGGAAUGAGCCUGAAUGAAUUGCAACUAACUCUCUUAAUGACAUUUGUACCCCUUAAUGUUGGAUAUAGACCAGAAAGCAAAGUGUCCAAUGAUGGAAAGUCACCUCUGCCAGCUCCACUGCCAUGACUGAGCCACCCAGACUUAGGCUGUCUCCCAGGCAAUGGGUAAAACUGAGAGCCACAGCCCAGUUUCCCCCCAAAGCCUGAUCUGCAUGUUCCGGACACCAGAUUGGCAUUCUUGGGCAUGAGGCUUGCCCUCGUGGGGCCCCCUGAAUCGUCAGAGAUCUUUCAGAAUACAGAUGGAAACACUGUUUUUCAGRGCUUCAAUUACAGUUGUGUGAGGCUUAUGCCAGUCUUCUUUUCUCUAACCUAUUAUGACCCCUCCUUGAGAAAGGGGAUCUCUGGCCUUCAUGUGUUUUCUUCUGUGGGAGAUCUCCUGACAGCCAGGGACUUUUCAGCAUCGUUGUUUGCUUGAAACCUAGCUUGCCUGUAGGACAAAGGGACUACAGGUGCUGUACGACGUCUUACAUCAUCUGAUUUUGAGAAGAAUGCUAGCUAUAUUUUUUAAUACUGACCAUAUGUGAGCACUGAAGUGAAAACUCCCUGGGUUGCAAGGGUAAGUUUACUGUCCUCGUUGCAGGAAUGCAAAAAGUGGCUCAGGAGGUUGAAGUCUCUCUCAAAGCCUCACAGCCAGGACAAGCUAGGAUUUAAAGCCAAGGCUUAAAGAGGAGCCUAAAUCACAGUUUGCCUGGCCUUAAACAUGACCUGCAGCACUACAUCUGGAUUCUCUGUGACUUUGUAAUGUGCUUGCAAACACACACACACACACACACACACACACACACAUCUCUCUGCCCACCUCUCAGGGCCUGAGAAAUAGGACUAAACCUAAAACACCUAGAAUUGCCCAUAAACACCAGGCAUAGCUGGAAAUCUUUGUGUUCUAUUAUGAGCACAGCUACAAAAUAUAUCUGAAAAAUACUUGCAGGCUGGGGCUGAGGCUCAGUGGUAGAGUGCUUACCUAGCAAGAGAAGCCCUAAGUUUGAUUCCUGUAGAUAAAUAAGUUGGUUACAUUAAAAAAAAAAAAAAAAGUUCACAUUGUCUGGAGUUCUAGACUUUUUUAGAAGUUCCCAGGGACAUCUGAUCAUAGAAUUUGAAGCUCCUGUCUUCAGGUGAAGGGUAAAAUAGACUUUGGCUUUGCAUGAAAGUAUCCCAGAGUAAUUUGGCUUCAUCCUUGAAUGGGUUGUCAGGUCAUUUCUGUGUGAUGCCAGGGUAUGAGAUGGAAUAUUAGAAGUUGUUGGGUUUACUAGACAUUCACUAACUAGCUAGUUCUGUACACAAGAACUAUUACUGCUGUGGGUUCACAUAGCUAAGCUGCCAGGAAAAACAUUGUUUUGCAGAAAUCUCAGMUCAUGUACAGAACACUUGCUCAGCAUUUUCUUUUCUUGGCAUUCCUUUUGCUUCCCACAGCUUGGUGGCCAGUGACAGUGUGGAGUUCACUUGUUCUCUCCGUGCCUGCUGGGUAGGGCUGCCUAGUUCUACCCAGGCUUUGGUUGGGAGGGCAGAGAUGACAGAGUCCCUCUGGCUACAGUCCCAUGAGGGCUGCCCUUAGUACCCUUGUGAGUCUACAGGGCUGGGAAUGAAUAUCCAAACAGUUGCUCCAAAUAAGUUCUGAACUUGGAACAGAGAACUUUAUGAAUCUGUUGCUCAGGAAAGAGGCUUUCAGAAUGUCCCUGCAGCCAGUCAUUACUCCUAUCCAUUCUCACCUGGGUUGGCCUCUUUCCCUGGGUCCUUGUGAGGCAGUGGCUAAAGCGCCUUUUUGCCAGUUCAGGGGGAGUGAGAAGUUGUCCUCCCUGACAGCCUUCAGAAUCCCAGAGGUGUAUGCAAACAUAACUGGGGCUGGGGUCCUAGGAGACAGUAAAGAAGAGAUGGGGUUUAAAAUAUUUCAAGACAGACAGCUCACAUGGGGACUGCAAGGACCUAUACUGAGCAAACAGAGAUGCUUCCCAAAACCAAAGUCGUGCUCCAUGUCUGCACUGGAGCAASUGAGGAGCAUGUUUUUCCGUGUUUCCUGAAUGACAUUGUUCACUUUGUAGGUAAAGGAGUCUUGUGGCCAUUUCAAGUGGGAUCUUAUGAGAAUUUUUCAUGGUGAAAGCUUUAAGAAGCCAGAGAGUAUCUACCAAUAGCUUCUCCAUAUCCCCAAACCUGAGGCAACCGUGCUAUAUCCUUUAUAAAUGUUGACUUUCUUUUCUUUUUCUUUUUUUUUUCCUGCUAAUUAAUCCAUGUGUUUGAAAUGUUUUCAUUUGAUGUGAGAAUUGUUUAGUGCAUUUGCCUCUGGUGUAUGGAUCCACAGAGAUGGAAAGGAUAAUUAAGAAGUUUCCAGAAACUGGUCAGCUGGGAGCAUGCAAAGGUCAGCAUUUCAGUAAAAGAAUUUCUUCUGGAACUAAUGAGCAAUUUUUUUCUCUUCCUUUUUAAGAAGUGUACCCUUUUCUUAUUUAGUAAUUUAAUGAUAUAUUAARAUGUGUACAUGUAAGUGCUUACAUAUGAGGUAUGACUCUAGGGUUGUGAGUAGAAUUUCUUAAUAUUCAGAAAAUCCAAGUGUUUCAUCUCACCCCACCUUCCUUUAAAAUGUGUCCCUUUGGGAGACUAUGUACUGAUGACUGCAAUGCCGUCUAAGUAAUGAAAACACUUUGGGAACUCCUCUGUUAGAAUGACCUUCAGGACAUGAUAUGUUCCUUUGAUUCCCCUUAGAGGUGAGGAAUCUCCAUCCUUUGAAGAUGGAUUUAAGUUUUGGAAAUAAUCCCAAGUUGUUGACAGCACAGGUGAAAGAAUAAAGUUGGCAGUUAAAGUAAGUCAGACCAUUC
Urocitellus parryii (Arctic ground squirrel) is the source of this 8061-nucleotide messenger RNA. It is a transcript of the gene Amotl1, whose product is annotated as angiomotin like 1. Gene Ontology annotation, cellular component: bicellular tight junction; cytoplasmic vesicle; plasma membrane. NCBI's taxonomy places the organism in Eukaryota, Metazoa, Chordata, Mammalia, Rodentia, Sciuridae. Gene Ontology annotation, biological process: establishment of cell polarity involved in ameboidal cell migration; regulation of cell migration; hippo signaling. The record is from RefSeq and is a predicted model, not a curated record.